AUGUUCAAAUCAAUUGUAUUCAAUGUCAUAUUCCUCUACGCAACUUAUAAGCAACCAAAGAAAAGCUAUUUGCCAAUUGUUUAUAUUUAUAAUAUGUCAGCUUCUGCAAUCAUCUUAGCUGUUAUGGUACUAUCCAAUGUUUAUCUUGGAGCCGUCUUACCGGAUUCCAUAUAUGGGGCUUACCGAGACACCAUUGGACCAGAAUUGUCGCUUUUCGCCACAUUCAUUUAUUUUCAUCCUCAGCUGACAUCGCUCGUGAUGACUAUCAAUAGAAUCUGCGCUUUAUCAACUAUUCGGACGAGUUCCUGGUUCUCUGUGAAGAGAGUUUGGAUGUACACUGGCGCUCACGCGCUGUUCAAUUUAACUCUUCUUCUUAUUCCAUAUUUUAGUCCAUGUCAAGUCAAAUUUGACGCUAAAAAAUUGGCGUAUAUUUCAGGAUGUGCUCCAAAUGCGCACCCGGUUACGGUAUUUUGCAAUUCUUACGCGAUUGCCCUACCCGUUACGUGUUUCUCAUUGAAUAUUAUGAUUGUGAUUUAUUUCAUGCAGUAUUUCGAAUAUCUCGAAGCACUAAUGAUCCUCAAAGACAACUUCCGACAAGGGUUUUAUGAUGUUAUAAAACGAGAGAGUGUUGUAUUAAUGGUGUCUACUGACACAGAUGCACUAUGUACUACUAUGAUUUUGUCUCAUCUACUCAAAUGUGACGAUGUUCCAUAUUCAAUUGUUGCCGUUGAUGGUUGGCAAGACGUUGAAAAAGGAUUUGCAGAAUUACAAGAUCAAAAGACAUCGAUAGUUAUGAUUAAUUGUGGAGCUAAUCGAUCAUUAUCUCGACUUCAAAUUCCCGCCCAAGCUACGAUCUAUGUCAUCGAUUCGCACCGUCCGUUUCACAUUGAAAACGUGUUCGAGAACGAUCAAGUACACAUAUUGGCUGAUUCGCAAGAGAUCGAAGAAUUAAGAAUGCCGAACCCUGAGGAAAUUAUCCGCGAAGAGUCCGAUGAUGAUACCGACGAUGACGAUGAUCAAUUUGGUGAAGCUUAUGAGAAUCGAAUGGAGAAAAUUCAGCGGAAGGCGAUCAAAAGAGAGGAAUUGCGACUUUGGGAGCGGAGGAGGCAAAAUGUGCUAUGGACGUACUAUGAAUCUGCGUGGUGUGGAGCCCCGAGUUGCGUUAGGCUUCUUGAACUUGCCGCAGAUCUUAAUCGAACGUCAGCUGAGAUUAUGUGGUAUGCCGCGGUUGGAUUAAAUAGUGUCUUUGUUGAUCGCCUGAUUUCCAUUGAAUUAUAUACCGCAAUUUGUGUUGAUCGAAUGAGGCCGUUUAUACAUAAAUUUUCUCCAAAAACAAUUUUGAAUCAAGGAAAAGUCGAUGAUCUUCUUCAUAUUUCCUUUGCCAAGGAACUUCCCAUCGCCCUUUACUCCCACUGGGAUUUGUAUAGCGCGAUGAUGGUUGAUGAGUAUUUUUCGAUUAAAACCAAGAAUUGGACCCAAAAAGGAGAUAUUAAUAUAAGGCAUCUUCUUGCGAAUCUUGGAAUCACUCUUGCCGAAACUCGCCAAAAAUUCGACGCAUUGUCGACGGAACAGAAAAACGUAGUUGUUGAAAUUUUAGAAAAAGAAAUUGACUCGUCGUUCGCUACAUUUUACGCACAUUUGGGCUAUUGUGGAAAAUUGAAUGCGGUGGAUGUUGCGAGAGCGGUGGCUGUUCGAAUGGAAAUUCCGAAAGCGAAAAACGCAAUGGAUCGGUUCAUGUCGGGCGGAAUGAUAUUGAGGGCCUCAAUUUCCGGUUCGAAACAACAUCGCCAAAAUAUUAUUCAGACUUUUGAAACAUCCUGCCAAAGAACUCUUUUAGUCACGUGGAAAACUGUGGCAGCGGCGUUGAAUCAAUCAGAAAUAAUUCCCAAUGGCCCAUAUUAUUUGUUCUCAUGCUCGCGGCCUAUUGAUGAUGACAUGGUUGAAUCAAGACAUUUUCUCUACAACACAAUUGGAUUUUUGAUUCGAGCUUUUGCUUCGAUGAAGAAAGGACGGUCAACUAAACCUUUGAUCGGAAUGUUCCCAUUGACCGGAGAAAAAGCUGGAUGGCUUAUGGUAACCGGUGUGAUGCCUUUAGCAACAGUUUACGAUGAUAAUUUGAUUAAAACAUGCAUUGGCCGAGCAUUUGAACGAGUGAAAAAGAUGGCUCCAAAACUGCGAAUUCGAGACGAUUUUUUCAAUUCUGAUAUUAUUUUGCUUAAAAGUGAGGAUCGCACGAGAUUUAUUGAUUGCCUUCAAUCAAUUUUCGAAGGAACUAACAACUAG
Molecule: messenger RNA, 2283 nt
Organism: Caenorhabditis bovis
Lineage: Eukaryota; Metazoa; Nematoda; Chromadorea; Rhabditida; Rhabditidae
Source: the annotation of a GenBank genome assembly